Messenger RNA from Chenopodium quinoa (quinoa), 1425 nucleotides. RefSeq lists its product as uncharacterized. The transcript is spliced from 2 exons. NCBI's taxonomy places the organism in Eukaryota, Viridiplantae, Streptophyta, Magnoliopsida, Caryophyllales, Amaranthaceae. The coding region runs from base 1 to 1425 and encodes 474 amino acids. Gene Ontology annotation, molecular function: nucleic acid binding. The record is from RefSeq and is a predicted model, not a curated record.
AUGGCAGAGUUCAUAGAUGAACUUAUGGAUGAGUACAUUCAGCAUCAACAAGCAUUGGAUGAUGAAUUCAUAGAAGAUGAACAAAUUGAAGAAGAAUAUCCAUGGUGGUACGAUUCAGAUGAUGAUCAAGAGCAAGAACAGGAAGUGAAUGAUGACGGAUAUGAUGCAGAUGAUGAUGCAAACAAUGAAGAAGCACAACAACAUGUAAGAGCAAGCAGAGAAAUGAAUGUAGAAGAGAAAAGAGCACUUGUUGAUGAGAUUAUGUUGCACAUGGAGGGGGACUCACUGCCAAGGGGCUUCUUAGCCAAUUUGGCUAGAAAACAUUCAGUGCACAAAUCACCAACAACAAUGUGGUUCAAGGUAAUCAAACAAUCUCUUGCUGAAGGUACUGUUGUUGAUGUUAAUACCAAAAAAUUAGGCAGGACAGGAACCAAACCAAAAGUGUACACAGAUGAAUUUCUAACAUCAGUACCACUGUACAAGAGAGGGACAGAGAGAGGUUAUGUUGCAGCCUUCAAAAUACCAAAGACAUCACUGCACAGACUCAGGCAACAAGGCAGGCUGAGAACACACACCAGCACAAAUCAUCCAGCUCUUACAGACAAGCACAAAGUGUCAAGACUCAAAUGGGUCCUAAGUCACAUAGAUCCCAUUCCAACAGAAGGGGACCCAAAAUUCAGAGACAUGCAUCAGUGGAUACAUCUAAAUGAGAAAUGGUUCUUCAUUAAUCCAGAGACUAGAACAUUUUAUUUGUUGCCUACAGAGGAAGAUCCAUACAGGGCACAACAAUCAAGGAGAUUUAAGAUAAAAGCAAUGUUCAUGGGAAUGAUUGGGAAACCCUUGUUUGAUGAGCAAAACAACAUGGUACAUGAUGGGAAAUAUGGUCUAUUUCCUUUUGUCAAGUAUGAAAUGGCCAAAAAGAAAAACAAAAACAGAGAUGAAGGGACUCUAGAGACAAAGGAUAAUGCAAGACCUCAUCAAGUUCCUAAAGAUGAAGAAGUUCACGCAGCUUGCCAUGCAAAUGGAUUCAACAUUCAAUUCAUUUUCCAACCAGCUCAAUCACCAGAAACAAAUGUGUUAGAUUUAGGUUUGUUUAGUGUCAUUCAAUCACUACAAUACCAAUCAUUCCCAAGGAAUCUAGAUGAGCUCAUAAAGGAAGUUGCUAGAGCUUUUGAAGAGUUUGAUCCAGUUUUGAACAAGUACACAUGGAUCACACUACAAUCAUGCUUGAUUAAGAUACUAAAGAAGCAAGGUGGGAACACCUUCUCUCCCCCUCACAUGAAGAAGAGAAGUUUGGACAGUCAAGGUCUACUACCACAGUUACUAGAAGUUGACAGGAAUCUCAUUGGUCAAGUUGUUCAAUAUUUAGAUUCAGUGACAGUAAUUGGUGAUGAUCAAGGACACAUGGAAGUGGAUGCAAACUGA